Naegleria fowleri is the source of this 2079-nucleotide messenger RNA. RefSeq lists its product as uncharacterized. The transcript has 4 exons. NCBI's taxonomy places the organism in Eukaryota, Heterolobosea, Eutetramitea, Acrasida, Naegleriidae. The record is from RefSeq and is a predicted model, not a curated record. Bases 1 to 2079 code for a protein of 692 amino acids.
AUGAAGCAACAAUAUUUGGCAAUUUUCAAUGCAAACCUUGAAGAAAAGAAGAAAAGAAAGGUCCAAGAAGAAGCAAAUAUGAGAGAACAAAUUGAAAAACAUUUCCAUGAAAAUGCUGAAAGAAAUCCACAAUUAGCAUCGUAUUACAAGAAAAAACUGAAAGAAAAAGAACGUGAAGUUGAAGAAUUAAACAAAAGGCUGAAGAGAAUGAUUCUUCACCAGAACAGAGAGUCACAAGCUGAAAAGAAUUUCCUGCAAGAAAAAACUCAACUCAUUGGAGAAUUGACUCAAUUAAGACGUCAGCUUCCAACAGUCAUUCCAAACGAUGACUUUUACAAUCCAUCUAGCCAAACUGCUCUUCAACAACGCAAUUUGCAACUCGAAGAAAAACUUCGUGACUAUGAAAAUCUUCAAGUUCUUUCCAAAUCCCAAACGGAAAAACAGCUUAGCAUGGAAGAAAAAUUGUCACGAGUGGAGCAAAUCGAAGAUGCAAUUAUUAAAUUAUAUCUCGAGUUGAAAGAUAGAAGCUAUGAAGUUGUGGGAAAUGUGGAGGACAUCAAAGAAAUCGAAAUGAGAGAAAAAGAGGAGCUGAAGAAAGAAAAUCCCUUAGUAAUACUGGACCGAUUGAAAGCAAAUCUUCGAACAUUACUAGUUUUUAAAGAUGACUACGAAAACGAGCUUAAAGAUCAGAUACGACGAAGGAAAACUGAAGCGGAAUAUAAGGUAGAAGAAUUGAAAAUCAAAAUUGAACAACUGGAAAAAGAAAAAGAGGAAUAUAAACAAGCAGCGAUUCAGGCUAUUGCGCUCAAAGAUGAAGCUCAGCAGAAGCAAAAUGAGCAGGCAGAAGCUUUUGCGGAAGAAAUUAACGCUAUCAAGAACGAAAACGCAAUGCUUGCUAACAUGAUUGCGAAAAAGGAACUAGAUAUCGACAAGCUUCAUGAAAUGAUUGAUCGAAGAGAUUCAAUUUUGCGUCACAGAGAGGUGCAAAUGAUGAAAAUAACACAGCUAGAAAGUAAAAUUAAGAAUGAUAAAACGAAGCAUCAAUUCGAUAUUAACCGAGAGAAGUCUGAAAAGUACCAAGUUUUGAAAAAGUAUGAAAAUGAUAUUAACUUUUAUCAAAAGCUAGAGAAUGAGAAAAAAGAAAUGGAGAAUGAGUUGAAACGAAUGAAAGAUGAGGUUCGAUCUCUGAAAACCAAUGCAAGUCGAGAAAAGGUCCAAGAAUUAACAGAAGUCAAUCAAAAGUUACAAGAAAGAGUUAACUCGCUUUCAGAAGAGUUGAAGAAAUAUCAAAGCGAAUCAAGGACUUUAAAAAUCCAAGUAUCAAAUUUGAGGAGAUCCCAAGCUGAGAUGAAGCAACAAUAUUUGGCAAUUUUCAAUGCAAACCUUGAAGAAAAGAAGAAAAGAAAGGUCCAAGAAGAAGCAAAUAUGAGAGAACAAAUUGAAAAACAUUUCCAUGAAAAUGCUGAAAGAAAUCCACAAUUAGCAUCGUAUUACAAGAAAAAACUGAAAGAAAAAGAACGUGAAGUUGAAGAAUUAAACAAAAGGCUGAAGAGAAUGAUUCUUCACCAGAACAGAGAGUCACAAGCUGAAAAGAAUUUCCUGCAAGAAAAAACUCAACUCAUUGGAGAAUUGACUCAAUUAAGACGUCAGCUUCCAACAGUCAUUCCAAACGAUGACUUUUACAAUCCAUCUAGCCAAACUGCUCUUCAACAACGCAAUUUGCAACUCGAAGAAAAACUUCGUGACUAUGAAAAUCUUCAAGUUCUUUCCAAAUCCCAAACGAUUGCUUAUGAGAAGCUACUGUCAAAGAACAAUACUUCCAUGGAGGCUGAUAGAUCAUUUACAGAAUCAUCCACAACAGAUUUGCAAACUACACCCGUAAAUUCCUUAUUACCUACCUCUCUACCUGAAUAUACAUCUACUAGACCUUUUUCAGCAACGUAUGGUUCCAACAAGAAAAAAGUUCCACCGUUGCCUCCUCCAGGAUCGCGGCCACUCUCAGCAGGACCUCGACGACCAGCAAGUGCUCGAAUAGGCAUGUCCAAAACUCUUGGAACGAUUGGAUACUUGGUGAAUUGA